GUGGCUAAAGUAGCCUCCCUCCAUUAUCUUACCCACCAUGGACUAAUCUUAAAGCUAAAUCUACCAUAAUAUUCUUCCUCCCACAACACCAAGUUACCAACAACAGCGGCAACAACAUGGAAGAUCUCAUUGCCCAAUUCAGCUUCCUCUCCAACCAAGCCUUGCAAGACAAAACCUUCGACCCCUCGACGAUCGAGGACCUCAUGAAGCUGUUCGAGCUCGAAGCCUACAACUCGUGGGCCGCAGUCGAGCUUGAACAGCAACAAGAGCUGGAAGAAGCUGAGCGUGCCAUGCAGGAAGCGGAGGAGUACAUGGACUCGGUGAUGGAGAGCGCCAUGGACGAGUUCAGACGCUUCGAGGAGGAGAUGGAACGCAUGUCGAAAGCGGAAUUGGACAAACUGGAGGCGACGGCGGAAGGGGCUAGGAGGAUGGGGAUGGUGGUGGAAAAUGCAGCAACUGUUGCUGCCAAGAGGUAUAUUGAGGCUGCACUCAACUCUGCUACUGCUUCAAUGAAAUCGGCUUGGAAGGGCAUUUCUGGUAAGAAGGUUCACCCUUCUUAAUUAAUCAUGUAUUAAUUGGAUUCAAAGUAUAAGUACUGCCUUUGUAUUUGCUUAAUCAUCAUGUAUUAAAACUGGGAUUUGGGCCAUGGCAGUGUAAAAUAAUGAGGCGUUUUGGAAUUAAGGAUAAUAAUCUUCUACAAAAUACAGUUGAGAAUAAAUCAAUACUUUCUGAAA
Messenger RNA from Malus domestica (apple), 734 nucleotides. RefSeq lists its product as uncharacterized. Lineage: Eukaryota; Viridiplantae; Streptophyta; Magnoliopsida; Rosales; Rosaceae. The record is from RefSeq and is a predicted model, not a curated record.